AUGAAGUACUUUUGGUUGAUUACCGCAAUGUCGGGUUCGCGUGUAACUGUAAGGCGUUUGCUAAAAGAUAAUUUCGAACGAUCAGGCGAGCAACAGCAGAAUUUGUUCAUUCAAAACCGCGUUGAUGCAUCUGAUGAUUACUUGCCUCUGACUACUUUCCUGCAUCCUAGGGACGCUACUGUGCCGUACGUAGUCGUAAACAAUGAGAAUAGAGAGGUUCUUGCCUAUUGUUAUGAUUACUCAGAUUUAGAAGUGGAUGCUCAAUCUGGAUUUUCUUUGUUGACUGCUCUUCCUAAUAAUGGCCGACGUAAGCAAUGUGUUAUGUUUACUACUAGAUUCAAAUAUGAGCCAGUGCUGGGACAAGUCCCAGACGAAAACUCGAUACUUGCUGCCGCUGAAACUUUCUUUCCUGGUAGGACGACGGUUCGCAGAGCUCUGCGGACUGGAAGAUUAACUGACAUUCGAUUGCGUAGACAAAUUUUCCUUUUUGACAAUGCGUCGGUCGCUUUUAUUAACGAAAUAUUUAAUGAUGUUUUUGAUGUUAGGCAUGAAGAUAUAACAUUACACUUGUCAUUCUAUUCCUGUUUGGUUUAUCGUGCUGUUAAGUAUUUUAGAUAUACUAUUUCGGUUCUUAUAAUGAAGAGUUUUAUAGCCGGUGAUACUCAAAUGAAGAAGGAAAUACUCUAUUCCAUGUACGCUAAUGAAUGUGCUUUUUGUGGUCUUGUCAGAAAAGGCAUCCUUUUCCAUGAUAUUUCCAUAUCGGAAGAUGAAACUGUGUAUAUUGCUUCUGUUAAUACACAAUGUAGGGCUGGAAAUUCCACCGAAUUCUUCGAUUUCAACGCUAGGUCUUGUUUUACCAGUCAUGCUGCUUGGGUUUCGCUUCAUAUAAUUGUAGUUUACUCUGGUCCUUCAACUCCAAUCCCGUGGAAUUCACAUUUCGGUUACGUCUCUCUAAUCACCACUUUUCUUCGUGUAAUCCGCGCCAAUCUUGGUGUUCCCGUUACUUCUAAUUCGUUGGCUAGAGCGUACAUUUCAAUGUUGAAAGGAUAUUUACGUGAGCGAGAGGGUUGCAUAGCUGCUGAAAAUGCUUUUGUCCGUGGGCUUUACGCCCUUGAAGGCAUAUAUUUUGACUUUUGA
Molecule: messenger RNA, 1137 nt
Organism: Arctia plantaginis
Lineage: Eukaryota; Metazoa; Arthropoda; Insecta; Lepidoptera; Erebidae
Source: the annotation of a GenBank genome assembly